UUCAUAAACCACAUUCUUUUCCCCUUUCUGCAAUCAAACACUUCAACAGCAAUGAUGAUACAGCGAUUUAAGGGAGCGAGCGAACUGGACCACUGCAAAUGGGUCGCGAAUUUGAUCGAGAGCAAGUUUUUCGGGACCUGCAUCGAUCAUCGGACCCUUCGGAAAAACGAAAAGAACGUGUUUUGCAUCGACUGUAAUCUGUGUUUUUGCAAACAUUGCGUUACGGGUUUGAAAACACAGUGCCACCACCGCCACCGCCGCCUCCAAAUCUGCCGGUAUGUGUAUCACGACGUCGUUCGUCUCCAAGAUAUCCAGAAACACCUUGAUUGCUCCAACAUUCAAACGUACAAAAUCAAUGGUGAAAAAGCGGUGCAUUUGAAUCCCCGACCUCAACAACAUAAAGAUUCACGACCAUCGAAAUCCAAAAUCUACGGGACUUAUUGUGAAGCUUGUGGUAGACAUAUUCAAGACAUCCCGAAUCGGUUUUGUUCCAUUGCUUGCAAGGUGUCAGUGGUAGUGGUGGAUGAUAUAAAUAAACUCGAAAAUCACAAGAUGGUGUCGUAUUCUUUUUGUAAGAAAAACUGCGAUCUCGAAGGACUUACGCACGAAAACGAUUCGUCUUUUUCUUCGUCGAUCGAAUCGGUUGAAGAGAACGUUCAAGAAGGAUGGUUAAUUUCGAGUUUAAAGGUUAAAAAGAAUGUAUUACAUAAGAGAAAAGGUGUUCCUCAAAGAGCUCCUUUAUGUUGAUAAUAUAUUUUCUUUGAUUUCGACAUGAAAA
Messenger RNA from Cynara cardunculus var. scolymus (artichoke), 778 nucleotides. RefSeq lists its product as uncharacterized. The record is from RefSeq and is a predicted model, not a curated record. Bases 52 to 747 code for a protein of 231 amino acids. The transcript has 4 exons. Lineage: Eukaryota; Viridiplantae; Streptophyta; Magnoliopsida; Asterales; Asteraceae. Gene Ontology annotation, molecular function: zinc ion binding.